UGGCUCUCCGGCGAGGCGAGGCUGCUAUACACGCUCCCGGCCGGGCGGGAGGCUCGUAGACGCUCCCUGCUCGGCCCGGGCUCCUUGACCCUGCCGCAGGAGCCGGCGCACAAGGAGCCGCCGAGCACGGGCCGCUCCGCGCGGGGUUCAGGCGCUGCAGUGGCCAGUCUGGCCCUUGGAAGAAGCCGAGCGCCGAGCGCCGCCGCCUCCGACGCCACUACUGCGUUGCUCCAGGUCCGGCCUCCCCGCCAGUCCGGCGGGGGGGCCAAGCCCCAGCCGCGCUUGGGAGAGUAGGAUGGGCGAGGAAGGCGGCGGGGCGACUCGCCGGCGAAGCUGCAGCAGGAUGGAGUUGAAUAGCAACAAUAUGUUGACUAAGGAGCCAGAGUGAAUAGCACCAGAAUUUUGAUUGUUACCUGCCUGGACUAUGAACUGAGACAUUGGCGUGGACUUUUCAAACCUUUUCCAGUUGACUCCAGAGCUGGUUGAACAGCCAUGGCAUUUUUUACUCCAUGGAAGUUGUCCUCUCAGAAACUUGGCUUUUUUCUGGUGACCUUUGGCUUCAUUUGGGGAAUGAUGCUGCUGCAUUUUACAAUCCAACAGAAGACUCAGCACGAAAGCAGUUCGGUGCUUCGUGAACAAAUACUGGACCUCAGCAAAAGAUACAUAAAAGCACUGGCGGAAGAGAAUAGGAACGUGGUGGAUGGACCAUAUGUUGGUACGAUGACUGCGUAUGAUCUGAAGAAAACUCUUGCCGUCCUCCUAGACAACAUCCUGCAACGCAUUGGGAAGCUUGAGUCUAAAGUGGAGAACCUUGUAAUCAAUGGCACAGGUGCAAACUCCACAAAUAGUACCUCCACUGCUACUCCCAGUUCAGGAGCAGCUGAAAAACUCAAUGUUGCAGAUCUCAUUAAUGGAGCCCAGGAACAGUGUGAAUUGCCUCCCAUGGAUGGCUUCCCCCACUGUGAGGGCAAAAUAAAAUGGAUGAAAGAUAUGUGGCGAUCUGAUCCUUGUUACGCAAGUUACGGUGUGGAUGGAUCCACAUGCUCCUUCUUUAUUUACCUCAGUGAGGUUGAAAACUGGUGUCCUCGUUUACCCUGGAGAGCGAAAAAUCCUAAUGAAGAAACUGAUCAAAAGACGAUGGCCGAAAUCAGAACGAAUUUUGAAUUGCUAUACAAAAUGAUGUCCAGGCACGAAGAGUUCCGGUGGAUGAUGCUACGAAUAAGAAGGAUGGCAGACACUUGGAUAGAGGCAAUUAAAUCACUUGCUGAAAAACAAAACCUGGAGAGGAGAAAACGAAAAAAAGUCCUUGUUCAUCUGGGACUCCUCACAAAAGAAUCUGGAUUCAAGAUUGCAGAAAAUGCCUUUAGUGGUGGCCCACUUGGUGAAUUAGUCCAGUGGAGUGAUUUAAUUACAUCUCUCUAUUUACUGGGCCAUGACAUUAGGAUUUCAGCUUCAUUGGCAGAGCUCAAGGAGAUUAUGAAGAAGGUUGUUGGUAAUAGAUCUGGCUGCCCAACUCAAGGGGAUAAAGUAGUGGAACUAAUUUACAUUGACAUUGUUGGACUCACUCAGUUCAAGAAAACCCUUGGACCAUCCUGGGUUCACUAUCAGUGCAUGUUACGAGUGCUAGAUUCAUUUGGGACUGAACCAGAGUUUAACCAUGCUCAUUAUGCCCAAUCUAAAGGCCACAAAACUCCAUGGGGAAAAUGGAACCUUAACCCACAACAAUUCUACACAAUGUUUCCUCACACUCCAGACAAUAGUUUCCUUGGUUUUGUUGUGGAACAAUAUUUGAAUUCCAGUGACAUCAAGCACUUCAACGUAAUUAAAAGGCAGGACCAGUCGCUUGUCUAUGGCAAAGUUGAUAACUUCUGGAAGGAUAAGAAAGCUUAUUUGGAUGUCAUUCAUACCUAUACAGAAGUUCAUGGAACUGUCCACGGGACUAGUACUGUCUACAUGCCCAGCUAUGUUAAAAACCAUGGCAUCCUCAGUGGCCGGGAUUUGCAGUUCCUGCUGAGAGGGACAAAGCUCUUUGUUGGUCUUGGCUUUCCAUAUGAGGGACCUGCCCCUCUAGAGGCCAUUGCAAAUGGAUGUGCAUUUCUGAAUCCAAAAUUUAAUCCACCCAAAAGCAGCAAAAACACAGAUUUCUUCAAAGGCAAGCCAACACUCCGAGAGUUGACAUCUCAACACCCCUAUGCUGAAGUUUACAUCGGGAAGCCUCAUGUUUGGACUGUAAACAUCAAUGACCUCUCUGAAGUUGAGAAGGCAGUGAAAGCAAUUUUGAAUCAAAAGAUUGAACCUUACCUGCCCUUUGAAUUCACAUGUGAGGGGAUGCUCCAGAGAAUGAAUGUUUUCAUAGAGAAACAGGAUUUCUGCCACGGGCAAGUGAUGUGGCCCCCAUUAAGUGCCCUUCAGGUUAAAAUUGCUGGGUCUGGGAAAUCAUGUAAGCAGGUUUGUCAAGAAAAUCAGCUCAUCUGUGAGCCAUCCUUUUUCCAGCACCUGAACAAGGACAAAGACCUCUUGAAAUACAACAUUGAAUGUCAUACAGCUGAGUCUGCAAAUGAUAUUGUGGUUCCAUCUUUUGAUGAAAAGAGAAAACACUGUGUCUUCCAGGGUGAUCUCUUGUUGUUCAGCUGUGCAGGAUCUCAUCCAAGCCACAAAAGAAUCUGCCCUUGCAGAGACUACCUUAAAGGACAAGUUGCACUUUGUAAAGACUGUCUAUAGCAGCAGCUCACUUGACUUGAUGAAGGGACAAAAGAGCCAGUGGCUUAGUGAGAGCUGCUGCCAUUUCUUGCACUUUGCUACUGCAGGCAGAACAAUUGCUGAAGAGAAAAAUCUGUACCACGAUGGAACAGAAAAGCGAUUUUAAAAAAUCUCAAAUGAUUUAUAUUUUUUUUCCUAAGCAAGCAAUUCCAGUGACACAGAAAUCUCCUUAAUUUACUUAAGGAGGUAAAAAACAAAGUUCAGCAUUUUGUAAGGGUAAAUUAAGAGUGUGGGUUUCUUUUACCAACAACUCCUCAUGAUCAACAACUUUUCUGAAUAUUAUUUCCAGUACAAAGAAACAGACCUGGAAGAGAUUGGUCAGUACAGGAAAGACUACCGGUAACACAAUCCUGGGUACAUUGUUUAUAGGGGGCUUCUGAAUCCUGAAUGGCUGGUGAACAUGGAACUACAACGGAACACAGCGACAGAAUAUCUAUUGGUUUUUAUCUCAUCUGACACAUUCUGCAAAUUCACAGCCGUGUGGUGGUCUCCACAUAGCUAAGCAAGUAACACCAUUAACUGGUGGCUUCCUGAGUCGCAGAUACUUUUGGUUUGAUAAUGGAUUAUGAUUGUGCCAUUCAUCGGGGCUUCUAAGCCACAUAAGCGUAAUAUUUAAAAUGUAUGGUCUUGUCUAGAAUUAUGAGUGUACCCUUCUUUCCCAGUCCCACGAAGUUUUGUUGUAGGGUGGUGACUAGACAUACUGUUAGAUCACUGAAAAUAAAAUGGUGCCAUUGGAGCAAUAUUUUCCUCGGUAUAAGGUGGAGAAACAGUGACUGAAAGUUGAAAAUAGAAGUGAGGCAGUCAAAUCGUGCUGGUCUGUCUUUGACAGCUUGGGGAGAUUUUACAAGCUUUUAUAGGAUGGACGGACAGACAUGAACAAAACAAUGACUAUAAGCAAGUGAGACCUCUUCCUGAAGUCCUUAAUUAAAAGUAGGUGUGCUGCAGCAGGUUGGUAGUGUUACAAUUUGAAAUUAAUCCAGAGAAUUGAACUCAGAUUUGUUUGUAGAUCAGCUUUUCCUUUUUUUUUUAAAAGGAAAAAGGGGUUGUGUUUUGCAGCACAGCUGACAUCUUUAAAAGCACUGUUUGUGGAAGGCAUUGGAUAGAAAGACAUUGGAUAGAAAAUGGAUGCUUCCUCACUUUGAAGCUAAAAGCUACCACAGGUUGGCAAGAAAAAACUUGGACCAUUUUCAAUAUUAUAUGAGAGUACGAUACUUCAGUUAUUUGCUUCUUUCCCCUCUACCCUAAAUAUUACUUACUAUUUCUACUGGUGGGAUAAUUCACUCCUUUCUGUUCUUUUGUAAUGUAACUUAAUUCAUUAUUUGGCAUUCACUGUUUAUUGUGGGAAGCACUCAAGUAUCUUUUGACAUACCAAAGACCAUAAGGGAAAACACCUCUCUCAAAUCAUUGAGAUAAGAGAGUCUUUCUUUCUUUCUUUUUUAAAGAACUAUUUCAUAUCAGCAGGGCAUAGCUCCAGAAAUGUUUGACAAGACUAACAACUUUUAAUUGUAUGUGCAUAGGAUUAAAAAUUAGCAGUGGCUGGCCCAAAUUCCAGUAACUUGUGACUGGCUUUUGUGUGAUGUCUUGGACUUCUGUAAUAGUUAACACUUGGAAUCUAGCCUUGUGUGUUAAGUUACCAAGCAGUUUCUGCCCCACACUUGUAAGUACAUGGGAGCCCAUCCCUCCUUCCUUCCUUUAAAAAAUUAUCACUCUUCAACUUUGAUACCCUUGUUGGUGAUUGACUUUUUUAUUCUAAUGUGUUCUUUAUGAGGCCAGACCGUCAUCAAACUAGACCUGGCAAUAAACAAAGUACUACCAAUUGCUGCUGCAGCAAAAAUGUUUGAGAAUAUAUGUGCUGUAAAUGCAUUUUAGCACAUUCAGAUUAGUUUGGCUUUAGUAACGGGGCCAGUUCCAAUCUAAUAUUUCUUCUCCAGAGAAGAAUGUA
This is a messenger RNA of Podarcis raffonei (Aeolian wall lizard), 4702 nucleotides long. It is a transcript of the gene MGAT5, whose product is annotated as alpha-1,6-mannosylglycoprotein 6-beta-N-acetylglucosaminyltransferase. Gene Ontology annotation, cellular component: Golgi apparatus. Lineage: Eukaryota; Metazoa; Chordata; Lepidosauria; Squamata; Lacertidae. The coding region runs from base 493 to 2721 and encodes 742 amino acids. The record is from RefSeq and is a predicted model, not a curated record. Gene Ontology annotation, molecular function: alpha-1,6-mannosylglycoprotein 6-beta-N-acetylglucosaminyltransferase activity. The transcript is spliced from 17 exons. Gene Ontology annotation, biological process: protein N-linked glycosylation.